CCCAUCAGGUCCCUGACAGAGACGUGAGUUUGCCCGGCACUCGGAGAGGCGCUGGUCGCCCCGAGGGCGCUGCGUGGAGCGGCCCUCACCGCCCGGGCACCGCCCAGACUCCUGGGGAAUCCAUCCCCCGGGGCAGGGCCGCCCUGCCCACCGCGCGGCCCCCGCCCGCCGGCGACACUCCUUCCGCCGCUAUAAGGGCGGCGCUCGGCGCUCUCCGCAGACCUCGCAGGCAGCCCCGCAGCGGCCUCACCAUGGAGCAGCUGAGCGCGGCAAACACCCGCUUCGCCCUGGACCUGUUCCGCACCCUGAGCAAGAGCGAUCCUGCUGGAAACCUCUUCGUCUCCCCCUUCAGCAUCUCCUCGGCCCUGGCCAUGAUCCUCCUGGGGGCCAGAGGCAAUACCGCCGCGCAGAUGUCCAAGGCUCUCCAUUUUGAAGGGGUUGAGGAGAUUCAUUCCAGAUUUCAGAGUCUGAAUGCUGAUAUCAACAAGUGUGGGGCUCCCUAUAUUCUGAAACUUGCUAACAGGUUAUUCGGGGAGAAAAGCUACGAUUUCCUCCCGGAGUUCUUAGCUUCAACUCAGAAAAUGUAUGGUGCUGACCUGGCCAGUGUGGAUUUUCUGAAGGCCUCCGAAGACGCGAGGAAGGCCAUAAACGAGUGGGUCAAAGGGCAGACGGAAGGGAAAAUCCCGGAGCUGUUGGCCUCAGGUAUGGUUGAUAGCCUGACUAAACUGGUCCUGGUGAACGCCAUCUAUUUCAAAGGCAACUGGGAGGAGAAGUUCAUGACGGAGGCCACGAAGGAUGCACCUUUCAGACUGAAUAAGAAAGACACGAAGACAGUGAAGAUGAUGUAUCAGAAGAAGAAAUUUCCGUUUGGCCGUAUCGAGGACCUUAAGUGCCGGGUACUGGAAAUGCCCUACCAGGGCAAGGACCUCAGCAUGGUCAUCCUGCUGCCGGACGGCAUCCAGGACGAGUCCACGGGUCUGAAGCAGAUUGAGCAACAGCUGUCUUUGGAAAAGCUGCGUGAGUGGACCAGACGCGAGAAUCUGGAUCUUCUUGAGGUCAACGUCCAGUUGCCCAGGUUCAGGCUGGAGGAGAGCUACAUCCUCAACGACCCGCUGGCCCGCCUCGGCAUGCAGGAGCUCUUCAGCAGCCAGGCGGACCUGUCCGGCAUGUCGGGAGCCAGAGACCUCUUCAUAUCGAAGGUGGUCCACAAGUCCUUCGUGGAGGUGAACGAGGAGGGCACGGAGGCGGCGGCCGCCACCGCAGGCAUCGCCACCUACGCCAUGCUGAUGCCGGAGGAGGAUUUCAUUGCCAACCAUCCGUUCAUUUUCUUCAUUCGGCACAAUCCCUCUGCUAACAUCCUGUUCCUCGGCAGACUGACCUCCCCGUAGACACGAGAAGUACAAGGUCAAGCUUGGAGCUUUCUACCUGCCCUUUCAAUGGUGACCAUUUUCAUAGAUCUUUAGCAGUAAAGCUGUUAUCCAAAAACGAAUCUUUAAUCUCCUUUAUAAGCUCAGUUCUGUUGGCUGUUCAUACCUAUUAACUUGGCAUGGGUAUGUGUUCUUUUUUUAUCCUGAAAAAAUUCAGUGAUUUCUUUUGAGUGCGAGUUAAAAAAGAAAAAAAAUCAGAUGUGUAGAUUCUUGACAAUGUAGCCAUCUAUGAAGUUGCUAAACUUUCCUGAGAGCCGGGCGCGGGGAGAGUGGACACGGUCACGCUGUCAUCUGUUUUACAGAUAGACUUUUGGAAGCCAUAAUAGAGAGACACCCUGAUUGCUGAAGGGAGGCUUAAAAGCAUAUUCAGUUGAAACUCAGGACAGCACCCCAGUCCAGGGCCCAGGUUAUGAAGACAGGCUUGCCUUGGCAAUGCCCCUGGCUCUGCCUCCUGCAGGGUUGGUGUCCCGUCACAGCCCUCCAGGUUUCAAACGAUCGAAGAGCCACCUGGGGAUAACCUAAGCCCUCCCUUUUUUGUUCUCCCUUUUCCCUCCUGAUGUGAGUUGGAGUGGUAUCACAAGGAAUAGAGCAGUAGGUAUCUCGUCGUGAAAGAUGGCAGAAAACGACAGAAAGAAAAAUGUCGUAGGAGAUACUGUUGCGCAAAGAGGUGGUGCAGAGAUCUCACUGUUAAGCGGCUUCUCCUGUGUUUUCUGCUAAAGGCUCGUGACGUCCAUCACCUGGUACAGGUUUUUGUGGCUGUGGGAUGGCUUUAUGCGGUGCUGUGGUGGGAGACGGGGUAGGGGGUGCUCUCUGAUGAAUAUAAACCUUUGUUGACGUGGCCCUUGGAACGGGGCGUGAAGUGUUGCAUCUUCUUGCUCCCACAAAGCUGGUGGGCUGGUUAAUAAAGUUUCCUAAGAUUCUGCA
Molecule: messenger RNA, 2351 nt
Organism: Hippopotamus amphibius kiboko
Lineage: Eukaryota; Metazoa; Chordata; Mammalia; Artiodactyla; Hippopotamidae
Gene: SERPINB1
Product: serpin family B member 1
Exons: 7
Coding region: 252-1388 (378 amino acids)
Biological process (GO): negative regulation of endopeptidase activity
Molecular function (GO): serine-type endopeptidase inhibitor activity
Source: RefSeq, a predicted model, not a curated record